Molecule: messenger RNA, 1479 nt
Organism: Clonostachys rhizophaga
Lineage: Eukaryota; Fungi; Ascomycota; Sordariomycetes; Hypocreales; Bionectriaceae
Source: the annotation of a GenBank genome assembly
AUGACUAAUAAUAGCGCCAGCAGCCUGGCCAAAACCUCCCGUAUCCUCAUUGUUGGGGCUGGUGUGUUCGGCUUGAGUACCGCCAUCCACGCAGCGCGCCGGGGAUACACCAAUAUCACAGUUUUCGACCGUCAGCCGUAUGAACAAUCCAACUAUGACUUUGACAAGGGUUGCGAUGCUGCUUCAGCAGAUAUCAACAAAAUCGUGCGUACCGCCUACGGAGACGAGAUAGAUCAUCAAGAAAUGUGCACCGAGGCGAUCAAAGAGUGGCGAGAAUGGGACCAAGAGAUAGCGUCUGGGAAAGACCUCCCUCCAGGCAUGACGACAGAAGACAGAGUCUUCGUCAACAAUGGUAGCUUGUCACUGAGCGCUACUGAGCGCUUGGAUAAGUACGAGGUCGAUUCUAUACACGGCAUGAGAGCUGCCGGGCUCGGGAAGUCUGCUCUCGUGACGUCGGAUGAUAGGGACCAAGCAGAGGCCAGCAAACAAGGUUUCGCACAUGCCCUCGAUCCAUUCCGCCGCAAGGAAAAAGGACUACCGUAUAUCGGCUUGCUUGACACAACGGGCGGCUAUGCGGUAGCUGAUAACGCCUGCCGUCUGGCUCUUCACAAAGCCAAGAGGCUGGGUGUCAGGUUUGUGUUUGGAGAUAACAGGGGCUCCUUGAAGGAGUUGGUCUAUCGCGACGAGUCCAGGACUGACGUGACCGGGAUUAUUACGGAAGACGGCUCAGUCCAUAGCGCCUCACUCGUGCUCCUCGCCUGCGGUGGGUGGACGCCUGCAUUGGUGCCUCAGCUCGACGGGAUCACCGAGGCCACGGCCGGGUCUGUAGCUUUGGUGAAGAUCCCGCCUACUUCCCGCCUGAGGGAGAAGUACUCUGAAAAGAACUUCCCAACUUUCCAGUUCAGGAUGUACGGUGGCAGAAACGGAGGACUCUAUGGAUUCGCGUGUGACAAUCGUGGCGUUUUGAAGAUUGGUUAUCGAGGCACCAGAUACACCAACCCUCUGGUACAGCCAGAUGGCAAGGAGAGGAGCGUUCCAAUAACCCGUUGGACGCUGCCACACCGCACCGAUAAGAUCGCCGCUCACGCCCUGGCUGUUAUCAACCACUUCAUUGACGAAGAAAUGCCAGAUGUCCGUGCCGAGGGCCUUGGUAUCACACGCACUCGACUAUGCUGGUACACAGACACCUUUGACGAUCACUAUAUUAUCGAUUACGUGCCUGAGAGUACGAGCCUGAUGGUAGCAACAGGCUGCAGCGGGCACGCUUUCAAGUUUCUUCCCAAUAUCGGGAAACAUGUAGUUGAUAUCUGGGAGAGAGAGGCGACAGACCAACUGCCCAAGUCGAGAUGGCUGUGGAGGCAGCUGCGUGAGGGUCAGAAGCCGGACAAUAUCAUCAUGCAAGGGAGCGCAGGGCCAAACACCUUGUCUAAAGCGAAUAUGGUACUCCUGGUCCAGGAGGCACCCCUUGCUAAACUGUGA